AAUACGCAGACAUGGCUCGAGCGUGGAGGGCCGCCCAGGGAAAGGACUCUGGGCCUUUGGAGAAGCAGAAACCUGCUUGCACCCCAAUGAGGAGGCCAGGCAUGCUCGUGCCGAAGCAGAACGUCUCACCCCCGGAUAUGUCAAGCUUGUCUCUAAAAAAUGAUCAAGCUCUCCUUGGAGGCAUUUUUUACUUUCUGAACAUUUUCAGCCAUGGCGAGCUGCCUCCGCACUGUGAGCAGCGCUUCCUGCCCUGUGAGAUCGGCUGCGUGAAGUACUCGCUCCGGGACGGCAUCCUGGCGGACUUCCACAGGUUCAUCAGUCCCGGUGAAAUCCCACGAGGAUUCCGGUUUCAUUGUCAGGCUGCAAGUGAUUCUAGUCACAAGAUUCCUAUUUCAAACUUUGAGUCUGGGUGUGACCAAGCAACUGUGCUGCAAAACCUUUACAGGUUCAUUCAUCCAAACCCAGGGAAGUGGCCACCCAUCUACUGCAAGUCUGAGAGGACGGCGUUAACUGAAGGUGACCGGGCAGGAGGAGUACAGUCAGUGUGUUCUGUCCCGCAGUCUGACGACAGAGCCAGAGUGAGCUGGUGUCUGAAACGCAUGGAGAGAACGUCCGAAAUCCAGCAGAAUCUAGAACUUCUCGCUGUUGAGGAUCUUGUUGUGGGGAUCUACCAGCAAAAGUUUCUCAAGGAGCCCUCCAAGACCUGGGUCCGGAGCCUCCUAGACGUGGCCAUGUGGGAUUAUUCUAGCAACACGAGGUGCAAGUGGCAUGAAGAACACGACAUCCUCUUCUGUGCGCUAGCUGUUUGCAAGAAAAUUGCGUACUGCAUCAGUAACUCUCUGGCCACGCUCUUCGGGAUCCAGCUCACGGAGGCCCACGUGCCCUUGCGGGAUUAUGAGGCCAGCAACAGGGUGACACCCAAAAUGGUGGUCUUGGAUGCAGGGCGGUACCAGAAGCUAAGGCUUGAGAGUCCAGGAUUCUCUCAUUUCAACUAUUCUUCUAAUCAAGAACCAAGAUCAAGCCCACACACAGCGGACUGCCCUCCUGGGGUGAAGCCUCCGGGCCCCAGCAGCAGUGUCCGGGGCAGAGGGAUCACACGCCUGCUGGAGAGCAUGUCGGCGUCCGCCAGCAGCGUGCCCGGCGCUCCCCUGCCCUGGCCCCAGAGGAUGGGUGCCCGCCCUGCUCCUCCCUGCCUCAAUGAUGGCACUUCCCAGUUCCUGGGGCAGUAACAGACCUCCCUUCUGACUGCAGUCAUGUCAACAGGCAACUCAUCAGUGGGACCAGCACUGCUCUGGAAACUAGUUUGUGAGGAAGCUCGGUUUCAUAGAUUAAAAGUAAUUGUGGUUGGAGAAGAUUUGGGCAUUUUUUGCUUUUUUCUCAAGGGCUAGUUCUGCUUCCUGACUGGAUAAUGGCAAUGCCUUUGAAGGGUUGAGUCUCUAAGGACGAAACUGGCAUUUUCAGAGUUGUGCUUUUGCAAAUGUUCUAUUUUGAUAAUCUUUUCCUCCACAAUAAAGGUAUCGAAUAUCUGUUAUGAAAGGUUUUAAAACAGUGUUGAUGUGUUUCUUCCAAUGAUGACAUGCAGAACCUUUCUCUCGAGACCUGCUGGCUGUUUUCAUUGCAGAUG
This is a messenger RNA of Molossus molossus (Pallas's mastiff bat), 1624 nucleotides long. RefSeq names its product maelstrom spermatogenic transposon silencer (gene MAEL). Gene Ontology annotation, biological process: piRNA processing; regulation of miRNA-mediated gene silencing; negative regulation of DNA-templated transcription. The record is from RefSeq and is a predicted model, not a curated record. Gene Ontology annotation, molecular function: sequence-specific DNA binding. Lineage: Eukaryota; Metazoa; Chordata; Mammalia; Chiroptera; Molossidae. The coding region runs from base 12 to 1229 and encodes 405 amino acids. The transcript is spliced from 11 exons. Gene Ontology annotation, cellular component: P granule; nucleus.